GCCUGUACCGGGGCUGGUGGAGGAAGCCGGGUGGUCUCGCCCCUCCUGGGUUCCUCCUGCCGCAGGUGGGCUGCGUCGCAGAGCAGGAAGCGCUGGGAAGAUGCGGGCCCGUGUGGCGCUGGGGCUGGCACUCUGCCUGCUGCUGGGGCCUCUCGCAGGGACCAAGCCUGUGCAGGAGGAAGGAGAGCCCUACGCGGAGCUGCCGCCCAUGCCCUACUGGCCUUUCUCCACCUCUGACUUCUGGAACUACGUGCAGCACUUCCAGGCCCUGGGGGCUUACCCCCAGAUCGAGGACAUGGCACGCACCUUCUUCGCGCACUUCCCCCUGGGGAGCACCCUGGGCUUCCACGUCCCCUAUCAGGAGGACUGACUGGUGUCCAGCCUGGUGCCCGCCCGCCCCGCCAGGCUGCCGUAGGUCAGGCCUCCGCAGGCAUGGAGUCCCCGUAAAGCUCUGGCUCCGGCGGGGGGUCAGGCCUGUUCUCAAUAAACUCCGGACUGAGGACGCACA
Molecule: messenger RNA, 508 nt
Organism: Saimiri boliviensis boliviensis (Bolivian squirrel monkey)
Lineage: Eukaryota; Metazoa; Chordata; Mammalia; Primates; Cebidae
Gene: OTOS
Product: otospiralin
Biological process (GO): sensory perception of sound
Source: RefSeq, a predicted model, not a curated record